AUGGCUCUAGGAAAACUGAAUGAGUAUUUUAUAGAAGAUCUCGAAUUACUUACUCACAUCGAAAAUUCACAGAUAAGUAAACUACGUCCAACGGUAAGCGGUGAGCCUACAGUCGUUGCCUGUAAUAUUAAUAUAAACAGUUUUGACUCCGUGUCAGAAAGCAGUAUGGAUUAUGAACUUACAAUAUUUCUCAGACAAGCGUGGCACGAUCCCCGAUUGCGUCACAACUCAACCAGUACAAUCGUUAUCAACGGUGGUGAUGUGUUGAACAUGGUCUGGGUACCGGAUCUGUUUUUCAGUAACGCAAAGUCUGCCGCCAUUCAUAGUAGCCCAAAGGAAAACCUGCUGUUGAGAAUAGAACCAAGUGGUAAUGUUUUAUAUAGUAUACGACUAAGUUUGGUGUUAUCGUGUUAUAUGUUUCUCGGUAAAUUUCCCAUGGAUACGCAGGAAUGUCAUAUGCUACUAGAAUCAUAUUCGUAUAAUACGAACGAAUUAACAUUGAUGUGGUUACGUAAUACCACUGCUGUUGAGAUCCAUGAUGAUGUUAAGUUGCCACAGUACUACCUGAACAAAAUUGAGGAAUAUACCAAUGUGACACAUUACAUGACGGGCGAUUUCACACAUCUUGGAGUCAGAUUUUUCCUAGUUCGAAGCCUUGGAUUCUACGUGCUACAAGCGUAUGUGCCGAGUUCUCUCUUGGUGGCGCUGUCAUGGCUCUCGGUCUGGGUAGAAAUAUCUGCAGCGCCAGCUCGUGUGGCUUUAGGAGUUACUACUGUUUUAGCAUUGGUCACACAGGCAACGUGGUUACGUGGCCAGUUACCUAAGAUAGCUUAUGCCACGGCCAUUGACGUAUGGAUGGUUACCUGCCAGGUAUUAGUAUUCUUAGUCUUAUUAGAAUAUUCAGUGGUGUAUUAUUUAUAUUCACUUGAAAAGGGACAGUACGCAGAAAGAAGAAAAAAACGAGAGCACAAGAAAUCAAUGAGAGAAAAUUCGAUGAAAGACGAGAAAUCAAAUCGAAAGACAUCUACGUGCGUGAGUAAUGAAGACGGAAACAUGAACAACGUGAACGCCGAUACACGGCUUGUCCGCUACAAGGCAGAAUUACGACAACGUCUUAAAGAGCGCCCCCUGCUGAUGAGACAAGAAACGCGAGUGUUAACAACGGCUGAGUUGAUUAUAGAGAUCUCAAAAUUAAUUGUCAUGAAGACAGACAAACUGAAGAUGUUUGAGCUCUCAGAAUGUCUUUCAGUUAUGAUAGAUAAAACUUACACACUCUCUUUCUAUAAGGUCAUUGAUGACAUGAUUAGAAGAAUGCAAACCAAUGGUAUUAAAUUAUUAGCAUCGCUUGCACUGAGUGAUGACCCAAUUCCAGUUCUUAAAAUUAUAAAGACGUUUGCAGAAUACGAGGAACGUUAUCAUCACGUUAUUAAUUCAACAGCUGCGUAUUCCGAAAUCAUACCGCACAUGUGGCAUAGUUUGGGGUAUGAUGCAGUUUGGUCAGUAGCUCUGGCACUGAAUGCAAGCAUCAAUGACAUGGCACUGAUGGGAUGGUGGGAAAUUGAAGACCCAAGUAUCGACUGUACACGUAAAGAGUUAAAAAUAGCUACGCAGAGUGUCAUAGAAAUUUUCCAGGAUGCUAAGCGUUACGACAAUGUUACUAACAUCAAUGGUGAAUUGUCUUGGAAUAUGACUGUAAGAAACAAAAUGAAAUUACAAACUAUGUCGUGUGCUCAACAACUCAUACAAAUCAGUAUUUCCGUUAACAACAUCAUGGUAUCUUUCAUUGUCGUUAUAUCGCUUUCAUUUGUACUAAAGAGUGACCCAUUUCUUGGUUUUGCCUUCUUCUUUUUUCCGAUAUGGAUCUGUACUUCAAUGACACUUUGUAUGAUGUUCAUUCCAAAGAUUUGUGUGAUAGUAAAAGACCCAAGUGGGGCCAAACAACACGAGGAACGUACAAGGGUUGGUCUGACAGUUCCGACUACAUUGCGUGAUCUCCACAGUAAAGCCCGACGUAAAAAUUCAAAAGCUACAAUCGAAACAAUGGUUGAAUAA
Saccoglossus kowalevskii is the source of this 2052-nucleotide messenger RNA. RefSeq names its product glycine receptor subunit alpha-2-like. Gene Ontology annotation, molecular function: extracellular ligand-gated monoatomic ion channel activity; transmembrane signaling receptor activity. Gene Ontology annotation, cellular component: membrane. Lineage: Eukaryota; Metazoa; Hemichordata; Enteropneusta; Harrimaniidae. Gene Ontology annotation, biological process: monoatomic ion transmembrane transport. The record is from RefSeq and is a predicted model, not a curated record.